Prionailurus viverrinus (fishing cat) is the source of this 5035-nucleotide messenger RNA. RefSeq names its product non-SMC condensin II complex subunit D3 (gene NCAPD3). Gene Ontology annotation, biological process: meiotic chromosome condensation; mitotic chromosome condensation. Bases 74 to 4525 code for a protein of 1483 amino acids. Lineage: Eukaryota; Metazoa; Chordata; Mammalia; Carnivora; Felidae. The transcript has 35 exons. Gene Ontology annotation, cellular component: condensin complex; condensed chromosome, centromeric region. Gene Ontology annotation, molecular function: histone binding. The record is from RefSeq and is a predicted model, not a curated record.
ACGUCUUGGAGCGCGCGCGGGAGCGAGCUUUGAAAGUUGACCACCGCGGUGGCUAGCCGGUUCUUGGGAGAUAAUGGUGGCUCUGCCGGGCCUUGGGAGUGGCCUGCAGCCCUGGUGCCCGUUGGAUCUCAGCCCUGAAUGGGUGGACACAGUGUGGGAACUGGAUUUUACAGAGACCGAACCUUUGGAUCCCAGCAUAGAAGCAGAAAUCAUAGAGUCUGGAUUGAAUGCAUUUAUAAAACUAUAUGAAAGUGUUUUUCCCUUUGCUACUGAAGAACAUGGAUCUACAGAGAGCAUAUGGACCUUCUUCAUUGAAAACAGUAUUUCUCACAGGGCACUGGUGGCAUUGUUCUAUCACUUUGUUCAAACAGUCCAUAAGAAAAGUGUCAGUGUGCAAUAUCGACAGUAUGGCCUUCAUGCUGCUGGGCUUUAUUUUCUGCUGCUGGAAGUACCAGGCAGUGUAGCCAAUCAAGUAUUCCACCAGGUGAUGUUUGACAAAUGUAUUCAGAUUCUAAAGAAGAGUUGGCCUCAGGAAUCUAACUUGAAUCGGAAAAGAAAGAAAGAACAGCCUAAGAACACUGAGGCUAAUCCAAGAGGAAAUAGGAAAAGAGGAAAGCCACCCAGGAAAGAAGAUAUUGAGGUGGAUGAACUAGAAGAACAGGAAGAUGAGGAAAGUAUUUGCUUUUCUGCCCGAGACCUUUGUCAAAUUCGAAAUGCCAUCUUUCACCUAUUGAAGAAUUUUUUACGGCUUCUGUCCAAGUUUUCCCUGAAAGAAAAGCCACAGUGUAUACAGAAUUGUAUAGAAGUCUUUGUUGCAUUAACUAAUUUUGAACCAGUUCUUCAUGAAUUUCAUGUUACACAGGCCAGAAGCCUUAACCAAGCAAAGUACAUACCAGAACUGGCCUAUCAUGGAUUGUAUUUGCUAUGCUCCCCAAUUCAUGGAGAGGGAGAUAAGGUUAUAGGUUGUGUUUUCCAUCAAAUGCUAAAUGUGAUAUUAAUGGUAGAAGCAGGCGAAGGAGCCCAUCGUGCUCCCCUUACUGUUACAUCACCAGUGAUCAACAGUAGAAACCAGGCAGUGCAGUUCAUCAGCUCACUUGUGGAUGAACUAAAGGAGAAUAUAUUCCCAGUCCUUCGUAUCUUACUCCAGCACAUCUGUGCCAAGGUGAUUGACAAAUCAGAGUACCGGACCUAUGCAGCCCAGUCCCUGGUCCAGCUGCUCAGCAAACUUCCCAGUAGGGAAUAUGCUACAUUCAUUGCUUGGCUUUACAGAUACUCACGAAGUUCCAAGAUCCCACACAGGGUUUUUACUCUGGAUGUUGUCUUAGCUCUGUUGGAACUGCCUGAAAGAGCGGUAGAUAACAGUCUCUCCUUGGAGCAUCAGAAGAUCAUAAAGCAUAAGUUCUUGGUGCAGGAAAUUAUAUUUGACCGUUGUGUAGACAAAGCACCAACCGUCCGCAGCAAGGCACUGUCCAGUUUUGCACACUGCCUGGAGGUGUCUGUUACCACUGCAUCAGAGAGCAUCCUGGAAUUUCUGAUUAACAGUCCUGCAGUUUCAAGAGCAGACAGCCACCCUGGUACCUUACUGAGAAAUUCAGCAGCUUUUCCGUAUCAGAGGCAAACACUUAACCCUUCUGGAGGCUCAGGAGUGAUCAGUAUAGACAACAGUGGUGAAACUGAUGGAUCUGGGGUGAGAUGUGUCAUGGGAAUGCUGAAAAAGAGAAUCAGGGAUGAGAAAACCAAUGUCCGGAAGUCUGCACUCCAGGUAUUAGUGAGUAUUUUGAAACACUGUGACAUCUUGGGUAUGAAAGAAGAGCUAUUGCUUCUGCAGGACCAGUGUCGGGACCCUGCAGUGUCUGUCCGAAAGCAGGCCUUACAGUCUCUUACUGAACUUCUCAUGGCCCAGCCUGGAUGUGUCCAGAUACAGAAAGCCUGGCUAACAGGGAUCAUUCCAGCUGUGAUGGACUGUGAGAGCACUGUGCAGGAAAAGGCUCUGGAAUGCCUUGACCAGCUCCUGUUGCAGAACAUUAAGCAUUAUAAUAAAUUCCAUACUGGAGACAACAGCCAGGUACUGGCUUGGGCACUUCUUACUCUCCUUAGUACAGAAAACCAGGAACUGAGCCGCUAUUUAAAUAAGGCUUUUCAUAUCUGGUCCAAGAAAGAGAAAUUCUCAUCCAGUUUUAUAAACAAUGUGAUAUCCUACACUGGCACAGAACAUUCUGCACCAGCCUGGAUGCUGCUUUCCAAGAUUGCUUGCUCAUCACCCAAGCUGGACUAUACCAAAAUAAUAGAGUCCUGGGAGAAAAUCAGCAGUCAACAGAAUCCCAAUCCAAACACCUUAGGACAUAUUUUAUGUGUUAUUGGGCAUAUCGCAAAGCAUCUUCCUAAGAGCACGCGGGACAAGGUGACUGAUGUGGUCAAGUGUAAGCUGAAUGGAUUCCAGUGGUCUCUAGAGUUGAUCAGUUCAGCUGUUGAUACUUUGCAAAGACUCUGUAGAGCAUCUGCAGAGACACCAAUGGAGGAACAGGAAUUACUGAAGCGGGUGUGUGGGGAUGUCCUCUCCACCUGUGUGCAGUCUCUGUCCAACAUAGUUCUGAAGGAAAGUGGCCCUGGGAAUGUGGAUGAAGACCUGUUCGUGAAGUACAUUUUUACCUUGGGAGAUAUAGCCCAGCUUUGUCCAGCCAGAGUGGAGAAGCGAGCCUUCCUUCUGAUUCAGUCCAUCCUCGCUUCUUCUGUUGAUGUGGAUCAUUCAGCAUCACCUCCAGGUUGCAGUGAAGCCCCAGCGUUUCAGCCACUCUCCCAGGUCAGAGGCUCUGUCAUGCCUUCCGUGAUCAGAGCACAUGCCAUCAUUACCUUGGGUAAGUUGUGCUUACAGCAUGAGGAUCUUGCAAAGAAGAGCAUCCCAGCUCUUGUGAGAGAGCUGGAGAUGUGUGAUGAUGUGGCCGUUCGCAACAAUGUUGUCAUUGUGAUGUGCGACCUUUGUAUCCGGUACACCGUCAUGGUGGACAAGUACAUUCCCAAUAUCUCCAUGUGCCUGAAGGAUUCAAAUCCAUUCAUCCGAAAGCAGACACUCAUCUUGCUUACCAAUCUCUUGCAGGAAGAAUUUGUGAAAUGGAAGGGCUCUCUGUUCUUUCGCUUUGUUAGCACUCUGAUAGAUUCACACCCGGACAUCGCCAGUUUUGGGGAGUUUUGCCUGGCUCACCUGUUACUGAAGAGGAAUCCUGUCAUGUUCUUCCAGCAUUUCAUUGAGUGUAUCUUCCACUUCAAUAACUAUGAGAAGCAUGAGAAGUAUAACAAAUUCCCCCAGUCAGAGAGAGAGAAGCGGCUGUUUUCACUGAAGGGGAAGACAAACAAGCAGAAACGAAUGAAAAUCUACAAGUUUCUUCUGGAGCACUUCACAGAUGAACAGCGAUUCAAUAUCACUUCUAAAAUCUGCCUUAGUAUUUUGGCAUGCUUUGCUGACGGCAUCCUGCCACUGGACAUGGAAGCCAGUGAGUUGCUCUCAGAUACAUUUGAGGUCCUCAGCUCAAAGGAGAUCAAGCUUUUGGCCAUGAGAUCUAAAGCAGAUAAGGACCUGCUUAUGGAAGAAGAUGACACAGCCUUGGCCAAUGCAGUCAUGCAGGAAGCUCAGAAGAGGCUCAUCUCACAAGUUCAGAAGAAGAAUUUCAUAGAAAAUAUUAUUCCAAUUAUCAUCUCCCUGAAGACUGUGCUAGAGAGAAAUAAGAUCCCAGCUUUGCGGGAACUCAUGACCUAUCUCAGGGAGGUGAUGCAGGAUUACCGCGAUGAAAUCAAGGACUUCUUUGCAUUAGACAAGCAGCUGGCGUCGGAGCUCGAGUACGACAUGAAGAAGUACAACGAACAGCUAGCCCAGGAGCAGGAGCUGGCGAGACUGGCAGACGUUGCUCCGAGUUUCGAAGGAAUGCCAGCUCUUGCUGGCCAAGAAGGUGCUGCUGUGCCCGCUGCUGCAAGCCAGCCCUCAACACCCAGGGCAGUUGCUGGCCAGGCACCGCCUCUGCCUUCUACCCUAGAGACAGGGCUAUUGAAGACACUUAUGCCCAAAGGCAGGCGCAUGUCCCUGAGCACCAUCGCAAUCCUGAAUUCUGUCAAGAAGGCUGUGGAGUCCAACAGCAGUCACCGGAGUCGGAGUACAGGAGGGUUGUCAUUCCCUUUGAGUUCUCAAAGCCUGGACAAAAUGUGCCAUCGUGCAACUUCCUACAGCCUGGAGCAGGAGUCCAGCGGAGCUGUUGACCAUGUAACGAAACGAGCGAUCAGCACCCCUGAGAGGACCAUCAAUGAUGUCACAUUUGGAGCAGGAGUCAGCUACAUAGUCACACCACGGACGCCUUCUUCAAUCAAAGAGAAAAUUGAAACCCAGUGUCAAGGAAAUGACAUUUUAUGUUUAUCACUUCCUGAUAAACCGGCCCCGCAGCCUCAGCAGUGGAACGUGAAGUCCCCAGCCAGAAAUAAAGAUAACCCGGCCCCCAGCAGGAGGUCACUCCGAAAGACCCCACUGAAAACAGCCAACUGAAACCGUGUGUUUGGGAGUGUCUGGGAGGCAAGAGCUCUAAGGACAUGGUGUGUCCUGUCUGCAGAGUCCGCUUCCCUCACCCCCAGGGAGAGGGCAGCUUUUAGUGUGCGAUACCAGAGACGUUCCUGUGAUUCCAGCCCGUAACUGUUCACCUGUGUGGGCUGACCAACCUUUUACAUUUCUCUUUAUGAAUAUAUGAAAUAUGAAAAAAGUUGUAAAAUAUUAGAGAAAUGUCUUAGCUAUUUAAAAUAUUCUAACUUUACUCCAUUUGAAAGUAUCAAGUUCAUUCUGGUAAACUGUAUUCUGGUCCUUAAGGAACACAACUUAACAGAUGAGUUUUCUAUUAUAUAAAUCAGGCCUCUGUUAUCUGUUUGGAAUUCCCUACAUAGUUUCCUGUAUCUAAUGAUGAAAGUUUGACUGUAAUUAUUUUUUUAUUCUUAUUUAUAAAUUAGAAGUUUUUAAAGUGUACAGCUUUCUAAAAUGGAAUAAUAAAGGUUAAACAUAAAUACA